GACAGGAAGAAGUUGUCUGCAGAGACACCAGCAUUAAAUUUUUUCAGUCUGUUCCACGUUAAGUUUUAAAUCACGUUUUGCGCAACAUUUAAAUUAUGUUUUAGCUAAAUAUUUCUAGUUCGACUGAAGAUUCGGAUGAAAAACGUUUAUGUUCUGACGUUCUGCACUUUUCACGCGGCUUUGAAUACAGCUCUAUAAUGGCGAUGCUACUUUUAAAUACCAUUAUUUUUACGUUACUGUGGAGUAUGUUGUGCGUUAAAGUUGAUGACAGUAUGGUAUUGAUUCCGGGUGGAAUCAUGAACAUGGGAACGAAUGCGGUUAAUGGCCGGGAUGGUGAAUCGCCUAUUAGAGCUGUGACCGUCGGGUCAUUUAAGAUAGACAAAUACCCUGUUACUAACUCCGAUUUCAGGGAGUUUGUCAAGUCACAAAAAUAUAAAACAGAGGCUGAAACAUUUGGUUGGAGUUUUGUAUUCCAGGACUUUGUGUCUGAGGAGAUGAAAAGCAAGAUCACACAGAAAAUUGAGUCUGCACCCUGGUGGUUACCAGUGGAGAAAGUGUUUUGGAGACAGCCCAGUGGACCAGGUUCUGGAAUAAGCAGUCAGCUAGACUGCCCUGUGGUUCAGGUUAGCUGGAACGAUGCACAGACCUACUGUAAAUGGAAAAAAAAGAGGUUGCCCACAGAAGAGGAGUGGGAAAUGGCUGCUCGGGGGGGGCUUGAUGGAAGGAUAUACCCAUGGGGAAACCAAAUUCACCAGAAUCGGUCCAACUUAUGGCAGGGGUCGUUCCCAGAUGGAGACACAGCAGAGGAUGGUUUUCAUGGCACAGCUCCUAUAACUGCUUUUCCCCCACAGAAUAAUUAUGGUUUAUUUGACAUGCUGGGUAAUGUAUGGGAGUGGACCGCCACACCUUUUCCUUCUGCUCAGACCAUGUAUGUCCUGCGUGGUGCAUCCUGGAUUGACACAGUUGAUGGAUCGGCCAAUCACAGGGCUCGUGUGACGACCCGAAUGGGCAACACGCCAGAUUCGGCAUCGGACAAUCUUGGCUUUCGCUGUGCUUCAGACUACAAGGCCAGGAAAGGCAGGAGCAAAGGAAGGACUGAGCUAUGAUUAACAGACAAUUAAAUAUAUGAUUCCCAUCAUGCAAUAUGGUAUUAAUAAUACGUUUCUCUCCCGUGGAGACCAGAAUAGACAUUACUUAUGGGAAUUAUUUCCACUAAACACUGUGGAAUAAAAAAAACAGCAUUUUAACACAAA
This is a messenger RNA of Electrophorus electricus (electric eel), 1253 nucleotides long. It is a transcript of the gene sumf2, whose product is annotated as sulfatase modifying factor 2. NCBI's taxonomy places the organism in Eukaryota, Metazoa, Chordata, Actinopteri, Gymnotiformes, Gymnotidae. The record is from RefSeq and is a predicted model, not a curated record. Gene Ontology annotation, cellular component: endoplasmic reticulum.